Pogona vitticeps (central bearded dragon) is the source of this 3497-nucleotide messenger RNA. NCBI's taxonomy places the organism in Eukaryota, Metazoa, Chordata, Lepidosauria, Squamata, Agamidae. The record is from RefSeq and is a predicted model, not a curated record.
UUUCACUUGGUUUUAUUUCUGAGGUGCUCUAGGGCCUGGGAACCUUUUAGCACAAAAUAAAAAAGCCUGUUAGGUUUUAACACCUAAACGUAGCGAGUGGACGAGUGGGCAAUGCCAGACUUUCUGGCGGGGGGGGUGGAGGUGGAGGUGGAAGAUUCUGCAAGGAAACGGCAAAGGAGGCCGAAGCCUCGGUAGGCGUCGUGUUGCUGCGCAUUCUCCGGACGAGAAAGGCCGGCUCUCGGCUCAACGGCUUCGAGGUGUUACUUGGUUGCCCGACGGGUCACGCCACUUUCUUACUGGAAAAGCGGUGGGAAACACCCGCCUGGCGGAGCUACGAGGGCGGGUCGCGGCAGCGCUGCCCGCUUUCGGUUUAGCGAUCCCGUCCAUCGUUCCUCUUCACGACGACGUUGCCCCGGAAAGGUGAGGAAAAGGCCUCUCCGGCUUAUGCCUGCAGGUUUCCUUAGGACGCUGAAGGGAAAAGCCGCGGCUUUCAUCGAAGCGAAGCCGGGAAGACCCUGUUCCCCCCCACCGCUAAUUAACAGUGGCACGUGAACGCCGUGCUUUCACACGCCGCUGACUUGGACGCGCGUCGACGCGGGAAGCGUGUCUGUGGGUUCGAACUGCUUCCAGGAGUUCUCAGACGGGAUGCUGGGAGCUGCAGUCGAAAAACGUACCAAACACCUUUCGUUAGCAUUACACGGGAUCUUCAAAAUCGUUCUCAGGCUUUCCAAGGGCUUCCUGAGUUGCAAGUUUGUUUCGAGACUCUCCCUCUUGAUGGGCUGUCAUUAGAAAUCAGUACUCUUGAGACUGGUAGAUCUUCUGAUGUAAAAGCCCAGAGUGAACUUUUGCACCAGCUUUAAGACAGCUUUCUUCCUGCUAGGACUGUCAAGGGCAGUCCCUUUUUUGACUGUUGUUUUGAGAAGCAUAAGGAAGUUAAAGAACACUGCAUGGAUGUCACACUGCACUUUAGGAGCCAUCAACAAAACAGGCACAGCAACAUUCGGCUACUGUGUAAUGCUCAGAAUCCAUAGUCUCUCAGGGUCCUCCGGUUGGUAUAAAGGGAUGAGAAAUCCAAUAAAUACGUUGAAAGAAACAUUAUACACUAUGGUAGAAACAAAAAGUUUAGGCGCCAGCAUUUUCUUCUGUCUUUGUAUCUUUACCUGGAAUAUCACUUGUACCUCUGUGGAAAAUGGAUUUAUGGCAAAUUACUCAAAGAGUAUCCGAUAUACAGUUCCGAAGAACCUACCGCUUCAAACAACCGUUUUGGAUUUGUCACAGAACCGUAUUUCUGAAAUUCAGAUGUCUGAUUUUGGUUCUCUUUCCAAACUGAAGGCACUAAUUCUGUCCUAUAACCUCAUCAGAAGGCUUGAUUUCAGUGUCUUUCAAUACAACAAACACUUAGAACAUCUAGAUCUAUCCCACAACAACCUGCAAAUUCUUUCUGGUCAUCCUUUAUCAAGUCUCAGGUAUCUUGAUCUUUCUUAUAAUGACGAUAUAAAUAUGACAGUGAGCUUUGAGUCCCACAUAAUACCAAAGCUGGAAUACUUUGGUAUAAGUGCUAGAAGAAUACAUAAAUCAGUUCUUUAUCUUCUUGAUCAUUUACCAGUGGAAACUCUAUUCUUCGGCUUAGAAGACCUUUCUGAAUAUCACUCUGGGGCUCUUCCAGUGUUUAAUAUGAAGAACCUCCAUAUUGCACUCCCACACAAUAGAGGAUUACCAGUUGUUGAGGACCUAGAACUCAGUGUUACAGAAAGUAUAGAACUUUCAAAUAUUAAAGGUGACCAAGUUAAUCACUUGUUAAUGUUUUUAUCAAAACUGAACAAAAAUGGAAGGUUACUAAAUUUAACAUUGAUUAAUAUACAGCUCUCUUGGAUAAAUAACUUGGAAAUUUUUCAUUUUGUGUGGAGAUCCACCAUUAAAUAUUUAAAUAUUUAUGGUCUGACUCUUACGAGUUUCAGUGAUGAAGUGUUCAGUAGUGUAGAUACCUCUCUAAAAGCAUUGACCAUUAAACAUACUGAAGUUGCAACAUUAUAUUUUAAUCAGAGUAUUGUUUACACAAGUUUUUCAGAAAUGCAAAUUGAAGCCUUGUCUAUUUCUGAUUCAGGUAUAUUAAUAAUGCUUUGUCCUUCAAAACCCAGUCGUUUUACCUACUUAUGUUUUUCAAAUAAUACAUUGACGGACAUGAUUUUCAAAGAUUGUAAUAACCUACCCUUUCUAGAAACACUCAUUUUACAAAAGAAUUAUCUUAAAGAUCUUAUGAAAGUGAGUUUAAUGACCCGUCUCAUGAAGUCUCUGAAAUAUUUGGAUGUAAGUCGUAAUUUUUUGCAAUAUGACGGUAAAAAUAAUUGUGGCUGGGUUGAAAAUAUGGUUAAACUGAAUUUGUCAUCUAACAUGUUAUCUGAAUCAGUCUUUAGAUGCUUACCAAUCAAGAUUAAAAUUUUGGAUUUACAAUACAACCACAUUUCAAGUAUUCCUAAAGAAAUGAUAGAGCUGAACAAUUUAGAAGAAUUACAUUUGGCUUCUAAUAAGCUAACUUCUCUACCUGGAUGUGGCCACUUUAGCAAUCUCAGAUUAUUGAGUAUAGAAAAUAAUUCUGUUAUUUUUCAGUCUUCUGAAUUCUUUCAAACAUGUCAGAAUAUCCAGACUUUAAAGGGAGGGCACAAUCCAUUCAAAUGCUCCUGUGAAUUAAGACAAUUCAUUAAUCUUGAAAAGCAAGGAUCAAUGGAGUUGGUUGAUUGGCCUGAGUCAUACAAGUGUGAAUACCCAGAACUUUCAAGGGGAGUCCCUUUAUCAGAAUUUCAUAUCUCUGAACUUGUUUGCAAUAAGCCCCUGUUGGUUGCUGUAAUUCUAAUUAUUGCUGUGGUCUUACUGAUUGCUGUUUCGGUCAUCUGCAUCCGUUUUGACAUUCCAUGGUAUUUGAAGAUGAUGUGGCAUUGGAGUCAAGUAAAACACAGGAUUUGGAAGAGCAAACCUGAAGACAUGUUCAGUAAUGUACAGUUCCAUGCGUUUAUCUCCUAUAGUGAACACGAUUCUGACUGGGUGAAAAAUGUCCUGAUUCCAAAUUUGGAGAAGGAAGAUGGGUCCAUACGCAUCUGCCAACACAAGAGAAACUUUGUUGCAGGAAAGAGCAUUGUUGAGAAUAUCAUAGACUGCAUAGAGAAGAGUUACAAGACCAUUUUCGUGUUGUCUCCCAACUUUGUGCAGAGUGAAUGGUGUCAUUAUGAGCUCUAUUUUGCCCAUCACAAGGUGUUCAGUGAAGAUCACGACAGUUUAAUCCUUGUUUUGUUAGAAUCGAUCCCUGCAUACAUUGUUCCUGCCAGAUACCACAAACUGAAGGCUCUCAUGGCCAAGAGGACCUACUUGGAGUGGCCAAAGGAGAGAAGUAAACAUGGGCUUUUCUGGGCUAACCUCAGGGCAGCCAUUCAAAUUAAGAUUUCAAAUGAAAGUGAAGAAAUGAAGAUAUUGUAGAGAAAAUGCUGGUUUAUAUUUAAAUAAUU